This is a messenger RNA of Fragaria vesca subsp. vesca, 1199 nucleotides long. RefSeq names its product GTP-binding protein At2g22870-like. The coding region runs from base 1 to 951 and encodes 316 amino acids. The transcript is spliced from 5 exons. The record is from RefSeq and is a predicted model, not a curated record. Lineage: Eukaryota; Viridiplantae; Streptophyta; Magnoliopsida; Rosales; Rosaceae. Gene Ontology annotation, molecular function: GTP binding.
AUGUCAUACAUAAAGCCACCUCUCCCUCUUCACCCACUUCACACACUUCUCAAAACCCAAACCCCCACAACCCUAAACCCCAUCUUCACCUCCACCCUCUUCUCCUCCCCCAAAUCCACUCUCUCAGUCUCAGACCCCAUCCCCAUCCCCAUCCCCACCCCAGAUUCCCACAUCGAAACAGCCCUCGAAGACUUCCAUACCCAAUUCGAAAUCCCGCUCGAGAAGCUCUUCGUGCCGCCGGAGACGGAGAUAAAGUACACCGAGUCCGGUGCCCUGAGCACCAGAAUCUUGAAGGGGUCGAACAUUUUGCUGAGCAAGUAUGCUACGGAUGCUCAGGUGACACAGGCUGAGUUUGUGAAGAGCAGUGUGAGGACUGAGGAUUGCCCGGCGAAUCCUCUGCCGGAGUUUGCGCUCGUCGGACGGUCAAAUGUAGGCAAGUCCUCGCUGCUUAACUCGCUUGUAAGGAGAAAGAAGCUAGCUUUGACCUCCAAGAAGCCUGGAAAAACACAGUGCAUCAAUCAUUUCCGGAUCAAUGAUAGCUGGUAUUUAGUGGAUUUGCCAGGUUACGGGUAUGCAGCUGCACCACAGGAACUUAGAACUGAUUGGGUGAAGUUUACUAAAGACUACUUCCUGAAUAGGUCAACAUUAGUUUCGGUUUUCCUUCUCAUCGAUGCCAGCAUUCCUGCCAAAAAGAUUGAUCUGGAGUAUGCUAGUUGGCUGGGCCAGAAUCAGAUCCCUAUGACAUUGAUAUUCACCAAAUGUGACAAGCGGAAGAAGAAAAGAAAUGGAGGAAAAAGAGCAGAAGAAAAUGUAAACGACUUUCAGGAGUUAAUUCGUGGCUACUUCGACACAACACCGCCAUGGAUCAUGACCAGCAGCCUCACCAAUCAGGGUCGAGAUGAGAUGUUAUUGCACAUGGCUCAGCUGCGGAACUAUUGGCUUAAGCACUAGGAAUACCAGAACUAUUGCUUCCGAUUCUCAAGUAGAUCUCAUACAUCCUAUUCACCUCUACGGAUGUGCUGCUUUACAUUAGCAGCUGGAGAAAUCAAUCAUCAAAGCCGAUAGUUUAUCCAUUUUAUUGGAAUGAGAAUGUAGAACCUCGGUACUAUUUGCAGCAAGUGUAAUUUUGCUGAUGGCCUCUCCAAUACAAUAGAGCUUUGGUUGAUCAAUUUUGUUGAUAAAAUGAGAAUUCAGUUGUG